AUGGUCAUUAUGUCUUUAGAAUAUUCAGUAAAUUAAUGAUCAAAGAUGAGAAACCACAGCACAAUAAAAAUUUUCACCUUGCUGGGACUGACAGAUGAUCCACAACUACAAGUUCUGCUUUUUAUCUUUUUAUUUCUCACCUAUAUGUUGAGUGUAACUGGGAAUCUGACUAUUAUUAUCCUCACACUGGUGGAUCCCCAUCUUAAAACACCUAUGUACUUUUUUCUCAGAAAUUUUUCCAUAUUAGAAGUUUCAUUCACCACUGUCUGUAUUCCUAGGUACCUGUACAGUUUAUCAACUGGGGACAAUACGAUCACCUAUGAUGCUUGUGUAUGCCAAGUAUUCUUUAUUGUACUCUUCGGAGCAACAGAGUUUUUUCUCCUGGCAGCCAUGUCCUAUGAUCGCUAUGUGGCCAUCUGUAAACCUCUUCACUACAUGACCAUCAUGAACCACAGAGUGUGUGCCUUACUAGUUCUCUCCUGUUGGGGAUGUGCUUUGAUGAGUGUAGUUCCACCUCUUAGCUUGGGCCUCCAGCUUGAAUUCUGUGAUUCCAAUGCCAUUGAUCAUUUUGGCUGUGAUGCAAGUCCGCUCCUAAAGAUCUCAUGCUCAGACACAUGGUUACUAGAACAGAUGGUUGUAAUUGUGGCCAUAUUUAUACUUAUUAUGACCCUUAUCUGUGUGAUUCUGUCCUACACAUGCAUCAUCAGGACAAUUCUGAGAUUCCCCUCUGCACAGGAAAGGAAAAAAGCCAUUUCCACGUGCUCCUCUCACAUGAUUGUGGUUUCUAUUGCCUAUGGCAGCUGCAUCUUCAUCUACAUCAAGCCAUCAGCAAAGGAAGAGGUGGCCAUAAAUAAAAGAGUUUCAGUUCUCAAUGCUUCUGUUGCACCCUUAUUAAAUCCCUUCAUUUACACCUUGAGGAACAAGCAAGUGAAACAAAGUUUGAAUGACUUUAUAAAAAGGAUCGAGUUUCUCUCAAAGAAACAGAAAUUUUGA
This is a messenger RNA of Fukomys damarensis (Damara mole-rat), 993 nucleotides long. RefSeq names its product olfactory receptor 6C2. Gene Ontology annotation, biological process: G protein-coupled receptor signaling pathway. NCBI's taxonomy places the organism in Eukaryota, Metazoa, Chordata, Mammalia, Rodentia, Bathyergidae. Gene Ontology annotation, cellular component: membrane. Gene Ontology annotation, molecular function: olfactory receptor activity; G protein-coupled receptor activity. The record is from RefSeq and is a predicted model, not a curated record. The transcript is spliced from 2 exons.